Messenger RNA from Nycticebus coucang (slow loris), 6994 nucleotides. RefSeq names its product C3 and PZP like alpha-2-macroglobulin domain containing 8 (gene CPAMD8). The transcript is spliced from 41 exons. NCBI's taxonomy places the organism in Eukaryota, Metazoa, Chordata, Mammalia, Primates, Lorisidae. Gene Ontology annotation, molecular function: protein binding; endopeptidase inhibitor activity. Gene Ontology annotation, cellular component: extracellular region. Bases 25 to 5541 code for a protein of 1838 amino acids. The record is from RefSeq and is a predicted model, not a curated record.
CUGGCCCGGCGCGGAGCUGGGCGCAUGGCGCCGGGUGCACGGCUCCGGGGCUGCGAACAAAGGACCCCCGGGGGUGGCGGCGCGGGGAAGUCCCCCCUCCGACCCUGCGGCCAGGGCCUGGCCCCUUCCCCGGGUGCAACGACCCCACGGAGCCUGAAAAUGAAGGGCGACCUACUCGGGCUGUUGGUCCGGUUCCUGCUCUUGCUGCUAUCGCCCCUGUCGCUAAGGGACGGCGUGCGCGCCGCGCAGCCCCAGGCCCCGGGCUAUUUGAUUGCUGCUCCCUCUGUUUUCCACUCAGGAGUGGAGGAAGUCAUCAGUGUGACCAUCUUUAAUUCCCUAAGGGAAGUCAUGGUCCAGGCUCAGCUGGUGGUCCAGGGUGAGGCGGUGGUGCAGAGCGAGGGAGCCGUCCUUGAUAAACGGACAAUCAAACUCAAGGUGCCCACAGGCCUCCGUGGCCAGGCGCUCCUGAAGGUGUGGGGUCGCAGCCAGCAGGCAGAGGAGGGUCCCCUCUUCCACAACCAGACCUCAGUGACAGUGGAUGGCCGGGCCACCUCCGUGUUCAUCCAGACGGACAAGCCAGUGUACAGGCCCCAGGACCGAGUGCUUGUAAACAUCUUCGCCAUCUCCCCAGACCUGAGGCCCGUCAAUGAGAAGCUGGAAGCCCACAUCCUGGACCCUCAAGGCUCCCGGAUGAUGGAGUGGGGACAUCUGAAGGCGCUCUGCUGUGGCAUCACCAACUUGAGCUUCCCCUUGUCUGACCAGCCUGUGUUGGGAGAAUGGUUCAUUUUUGUUGAAAUGCAAGGCCACGUGUACAACAAGUCCUUCGAAGUUCAGAAGUAUGUGUUGCCCAAGUUUGAGCUGCUGAUUGAUCCACCCCAGUACAUCCGAGACCUCGAUGCCUGUGAGACAGGCACUGUGCAGGCCAGGUAUACCUUUGGGAAACCUGUGUCAGGGGCCUUAACCAUUAACAUGACUGUACAUGGUGUGGGUUACUACAGCCACGAGGUGGGGCACCCUGUCCUCAGAACCACAAAGAUUCUUGGCUCCCAAGACUUUGACAUCUGUGUGAAGGACAUGAUCCCAGCGGACGUCCCUGAACACUUCCGGGGCAGGAUCAGCAUCUGGGUGAAGGUGACCAGUGUGGAUGGGAGCCAGCAGGUUGCAUUUGAUGACUCUACUCCUGUCCAGAGGCAGCUGGUGGACAUCCACUACUCCAAGGACACAAGGAAGCAGUUCAAGCCAGGCCUGGCCUAUGUGGGGAAAGUGGAGCUUUCUUACCCGGAUGGCAGCCCUGCUGAGGGGGUGACGGUCCAGAUUAAGGCAGAGUUGACACCAAAGGACAACAUCUACACCAGUGAAUCUGUGUCCCAGGGUGGACUGGUGGAGUUUGAAAUUCCUUCCAUCCCCACAUCAGCCCAGCAUGUUUGGCUGGAGACCAAGGUGACAGCACUGAAUGGGAAGCCCGUAGGGACCCAAUACCUGCCCAGCUACCUCUCCCUGGGCAGCUGGUACUCUCCCAGUCAGUGCUACCUGCAGCUGCAGCCGCCCUCCCGCCCCCUGCAGGUGGGAGAGGAAGCCUAUUUUUCUGUAAAGUCCACGUGUCCCUGUAGCUUCACACUGUACUACGAGGUGGCUGCACGGGGCAACAUCGUGCUCUCAGGACAGCAGCCUGCCCACGUCACCCAGCAGCGAAGCAAGCGGGCGACCCCUGUCCUGGAGAAACCGAUUCGUGUAACGCACCUUUCUGAGACAGCGCCUCCUCCAGCACCAGCAGCUGAGGUCAACGUGUGUGUGACCUCUCUUCGGCUACCUGUGACCCCUAGCAUGGUCCCCCUUGGCCGACUGCUGGUCUUCUAUGUCCGGGAGAAUGGAGAAGGGGUUGCAGACAGCCUCCAGUUUGCAGUCGAGACCUUCUUUGAAAACCAGGUUUCAGUGACAUAUUCAGCCAAUGAGACCCAACCUGGGGAGGUUGUUGACCUGCACAUAAGGGCUGCAAGGGGCAGCUGUGCAUGCGUCGCUGCUGUCGAUAAGAGCAUCUACCUGCUCAGAUCUGGCUUUCGGCUGACCCCUGCCCAGGUUUUCCAGGAAUUGGAAGAUUAUGAUGUUUCUGAUGCCUUUGGUGUGCCCAGGGAGGAUGGACCCUUCUGGUGGGCUGGGCUGAUGGCCCGACGUCGCCGGCGCUCCUCUGUCUUCCUGUGGCCCUGGGGUGUCACCAAGGACUCCGGGUUUGCCUUUACCGAAAUGGGAUUGGUGGUGAUGACUGACCGAGUGAGCCUGAACCACCGGCAGGACGGCGGCCUGUACACCGACGAAGCUGUCCCUGCCUUCCAGCCGCACACGGGGAGCCUCAUGGCAGCAGUCCCUUCCAGGUACCCCUCCAGAGCAGAGAAGAAAAAAAGGACUUUCUUCCCUGAAACAUGGAUUUGGCAUUGUCUCAACAUCAGUGACCCGUCUGGUGAGGAGACUCUCAGUGUGCAGGUCCCUGACUCCAUCACAAGCUGGGUGGCCGAGGCUGUGGCCCUGUCCACCGCUCAGGGCCUGGGCGUUGCCGAGUCCGCCCUACUGAAGACCUUUAAGCCCUUCUUUGUAGACUUCACGCUGCCCUCUCUCAUCAUCCGUGGAGAGCAAGUCAAGAUUCCGCUCACUGUCUACAACUACAUGGGCACCUGUGCAGAGGUGUACCUGAAGCUCUCAGUUCCCAAGGGCAUCCAGAUUGUUGGGCAUCCUGGCAAGCGCCAUCUGACAAAGAAGAUGUGUGUGGCCUCUGGGGAGGCUGAGCCCACCUGGGCUGUUCUGUCCUUCAGCGACCUGGGCCUCAGCAACAUCACAGCCAAAGCCCUCGCUUACGGAGACACGAGUUGCUGCCGGAAUGGGAGACCUGGCAAACACCCAGAGGAGAAUCACACCGACAGGAGGAUCCCCACUGGGAUGGAUCACGUCAGGCGCAGUGUGAUGGUUGAGCCUGAAGGAGUCCCCCGGGCGUACACAUACAGUGCUUUCUUCUGUCCCAACGAGAGAGUCCACAUCUCCACUCCAAACAAGUACGAGUUCCAGUAUGUGCAGCGGCCACUGCGCCUCACCCAUUUUGACGUGGCUGUGCGAGCCCACAACGAUGCCCGUGUGGCCUUGUCUUCUGGGCCCCAGGACACAGCGGGCAUGAUCGAGAUCGUGCUGGGGGGGCAUCAGAACACAAGGUCAUGGAUCUCCACCAGCAAGAUGGGCGAGCCUGUGGCCAGUGCCUACACAGCCAAGAUCCUCUCCUGGGAUGAAUUUAGAACAUUCUGGAUCAGCUGGCAUGGCGGGCUCAUUCAGGUGGGUCAUGGUCCAGAGCCAUCCAACGAAUCUGUCAUUGUGGACUGGACCCUCCUGUGGCCACCAGAGGUCCAGUUCAUUGGUUUCUCCACUGGCUGGGGCUCUAUGGGUGAAUUCCGAAUCUGGAGGAAGAUGGAGAUAGACGAGAGCUACAGUGAGGCCUUUACUCUGGGGGUCCCUCACGGCGCCAUCCCUGGGUCUGAGCGAGCCACUGCCUCCAUCAUAGGAGACGUCAUGGGGCCAACUCUGAACCAUCUCAACAACCUCCUACGGUUGCCCUUUGGCUGUGGAGAGCAAAACAUGAUCCACUUUGCUCCCAAUGUCUUUGUCUUGAAGUAUCUUCAGAAAACCCGGCAGCUCAGCCUUGAGGUGGAGAGAGAGACCACUGACUACCUGGUACAAGGCUACCAGCGGCAGCUGACCUACAAGCACCAGGACGGCUCCUACAGUGCCUUUGGGGAGCGGGAUGCAUCGGGGAGCAUGUGGCUCACAGCCUUUGUCCUGAAGUCCUUUGCUCAGGCUCGCAGCUUCAUCUUCGUUGACCCACGAGAGCUGGAGGCUGCCAAGGACUGGAUCAUCCGGCAUCAGCGGGAGGAUGGCUCCUUCCCAGCUGUGGGCAGGAUCCUGAACAAGGACAUCCAGGGUGGGAUCCACGGCACAGUCCCACUGACAGCCUACGUGGUAGCUGCUCUCCUGGAGACUGGCAUAGCCUUGGAGGAGGACAGGGGCACCAUUGCCAAGGCGAGGCACUUUCUGGAGUCCAGCACACUCCUGGCCACAGACCCCUACAGCUGUGCUCUGACUGCCUAUGUACUGACCCUGCUCCACAGCCCAGCAGCCCCCGAGGCAUUACGCAAACUCCACAGCUUGGCCAUCACGCACGAGGGAGUUACCCACUGGAGCCCGACAAGUUCCCAGGACAUGGGCAAGGAUGCAUUUCUGAGCUUCAGUGAUGGGGUCUCUAAGUCAGUGGUGUCAGCCGAGGUGGAAAUGACAGCCUACGCCCUUCUGACCUAUACUCUCCUGGGUGAUGUGGCUGCUGCCCUGCCCAUAGUGAAGUGGCUGUCCCAGCAGCGGAAUGCACUUGGUGGCUUCUCCUCCACUCAGGACACCUGUGUGGCUCUUCAGGCCUUGGCUGAAUAUGCCAUCUUGUCCUAUGCUGGAGGCAUCAACCUCACUGUCUCCCUGGCCUCCACCAACCUGGACUAUCAGGAGACCUUUGAGCUGCACAGGACCAAUCAGAAAGUUCUGCAGAUGGCAGCGAUUCCCAGCCUCCCCACGGGGCUGUUCGUGAGUGCCAAGGGGGAUGGCUGCUGCCUGAUGCAGAUUGAUGUCACCUACAAUGUACCUGACCCAGUGGCCAAGCCAGCUUUCCAGGUGCUUGUUAACCUCCAGGAGCCCAUGACUCAGGGGCACUCUCCACCUGUGCCUGCCUCCUCCUCUGCUAAGGGUCCCCGAAGCAAUCGGCAUCCAGCUGAUGAUGACGACCCAGCAGCGGACCAGCAUCACCAAGAAUACAAGGUGACGCUGGAGGUGUGCACCAGGUGGCUACAUGUAGGGUCCUCUAACAUGGCUGUCCUUGAGGUGCCCCUGCUGUCAGGCUUUCGGGUGGACACCGAGAGUCUGGAGCAGCUGCUCCUUGACAAGCACACCGGGAUGAAGAGGUAUGAAGUGGCUGGACGCAGAGUUCUCUUCUACUUUGAUGAGAUCCCCAGCCGGUGCCUGACAUGCGUGAGGUUCCAGGCACUCCGUGAGUAUGUGGUGGGCAGGACGUCGGCGCUGCCUGUUUCUGUGUACGACUACUAUGAGCCUGCCUUCGAGGCCACACGCUUCUAUAACGUCAGCUGGCGAAGCCCGCUUGCCCAGGAGCUGUGCGCCGGACCCACCUGCAACGAGGUGGAGCGCGCCGCCGCCCGGGGCCCAAGCUGGAUUCCCGGCGAGCCCGGCCCCGCCGUGGCCCCUGAGGAGGGGGCGGCGAUCCCGCGAUGCGGCUGCGCCAGCGACUGCGGUGCCCACAGGGACCCGGUGUGCGGCUCGGACAGGAUGGUCUAUGCCAGCGCCUGCGCUCUUGAGCAGCCGCUGCCUCCAGCCUCUGUGCCCUACACCUACCACGAUGACCCAGGCCCUCUGAACUUGGGGCACCUGCAGGCGGAUGUGAAGCUGAGUGGAGCCCGCCUUGAGGCGGUGGACUCGGACCCAGAGCUGGAAGGGGAGUUGGAGGACAGGUGAGAGCCUAGCCUGUCCAUAAUCACUCCCACCUGUGCUGGCCCUGGGCCGACAGUGAGAGUCAUUCAAAUGGAGGGUCAGCCUGAGAGUUUCUGGGGAGAUCCGUUUUUUCCCUCCACUACACAACCUCCUCCCACAACACACACUGGAGGAGGUGGGGGGCAGGAACCUUCCUGAGUACUUGACCCCAGGACUGACCCAUCCCAGGACCCCAAGGGAAUGGUGAAGAAGGCGCUGCCAAGUGGUCAGGGGAGCCCUGGUUAGUGAGGCUGGGAGAGGGUUGCAGGGCAGACUUCCUGGAGGAGGCAAAUCUUUUGGGUAUGAGAGAAAAUUCAUCUCAAGAGGUUUAAGUAAAAGGUUGAUUUCUUCAGUGCAGUUAUGUGUUCUCCCUCCCUGUCUUGUUGGCAAAGGCAACUUUUCAUCUCCACUGAGCAAACCCAGCAAGGAUACUUUCCCACCAGCAGCCAUGAUAGUCCCUGAUGUUCAGUAGUAUGUCACCACCCCACUCCAAGGCACUGGGGUUUCAUCCAUGUGCAUUUUAUGUCAUUAUUGAUAGGGCUGGGUUUAUUUAGGGCUACCGCUUUAAUACUUGAUUUGUUUAUUUCCUCUGUUCCUCUAUCCAUACCCUGUUUUGUUUUGUUUGAGACAGAGUCUCAUUCUCUUGCCCCAGGUUAGAGUGCCAUGGUGUCAGCCUAGCUCACAGAAACCUGAAACUCUUGGGCUCAAGAGAUCCUCCUGCUUCAGCCUCCUUAGUAGUGCUACCACCACACCAAGUUAAUUUUUCUAUUUUUAGUAGAGACAGGGUCUUACUCUUGCUUAGGCUGGUCUAGAACUCCUGAGCUCAAGCAAUCUACCUGCUUCGACCUCCAGGAGUGUUAGGAUUACAGGCUUUAGCUACUGUACCCGGCCUUUUUUUUUGUUGUUAUUGUUGGGUUUUUUUUGUUUUUUUUUUUUUGAGCAGACCCUCUUUUGAAUUAAUAGCAUGUAUUUUUUUAGAAUUUCAUUUUAAUUUACCUGUUCUCUUUUGGCAUUUUAUUUUUAGUGGUAGCUCUGAGGAUCACAAUGUAAGUCUUUAAGUUUUUCAGAGUCUAUUAGCAUUAAUAUUGUACUUACUUCACCUAAAAUUUUGGAGCUAUAUACAUCCACCUGUCCUCCUAACCCACCCUUUAUGCUAUAGUAUUUGUACAUACAAUUUUCAAUUCUCCCAAGUGUUGCCCACCCACCUCUAAUAUCUUUUAAUAAUCUCUAGUGCCUUUGGAGAUUUUGGAGGGGUUCUUUUUUUGAGGGGGGAUUUUUAUUAAUCUUUUUACUGGGAGAUGAUCAUAGGCUCACAUACAUACAAUUUGUAAGAAAUAAUACUAAAAAGUCAUGUCUCCUCACAUAGUUUCUGCCAAAUGGUAACAUUUUGCAAAAUCACAGUACAGUGUCACAUCUGAAAAUUGACAUUGUUAUAAUC